This is a messenger RNA of Amphibalanus amphitrite, 1419 nucleotides long. Its product is annotated as coactosin-like protein. NCBI's taxonomy places the organism in Eukaryota, Metazoa, Arthropoda, Thecostraca, Balanomorpha, Balanidae. The record is from RefSeq and is a predicted model, not a curated record. Gene Ontology annotation, cellular component: actin filament; plasma membrane; cortical actin cytoskeleton. The transcript is spliced from 5 exons. Gene Ontology annotation, biological process: regulation of actin filament polymerization. The coding region runs from base 235 to 663 and encodes 142 amino acids. Gene Ontology annotation, molecular function: actin filament binding.
GGUCAGACCGCGCUCGUAGCCGACGGAAAUGGGUCGCGACGACGUCGGUGGUCAGUCGGUGACCGUCUGUGACAGUCGGUGAGCGUUGGUGAUCGUUGGUGUCCAGUCGGUGGUCUUUGGGGAUAGCCGGUGAUUGUUGGUGUCCGUCAGUGAGCAUUGGUGAUCGUUAGUGAUUUGUUGCGACUGACAGUGACCAUCAGUGACCUUAGGUGACUUGCGACGGGUGCCGUUGCCAUGACGACGGUGGACGCCGACUCGGUGGCGGCGGGAUACGAUGACGUACGGUCGGACCAGCGGACUGAUGUCAACUGGAUGGUUCUCAAGUACGAAGGUAACCAGAUCAUCAACUCCUGCACCGGUGACAGCUUUGAGGAGCUGCAGGAACAGUUCAAAGAUGACGAGCGGGCCUUCGUCUACCUCCGAAUAAACACGGGUGACGAGAUGAGCAAACGGACCAAGUUCGCACUGCUCAUCUGGCUCGGGCCCGAGGUCAGCGUCCUGAAGAAGGCCCGCAUGUCCACAGACCGGGCGCUGGUCAAACAGAUUAUACAGAAUUUCUCCGUGGAGAUAAUGCUCGAGUCCCGGGGAGAGCUGGAUCUGGAGUACCUCCGAUCUCGUGUGGAGAAGGCGGGCGGGUCCGUGUACGGCACCGGUCACCACUGACCUCGCGUGACCUCUGACCUGUCGGUGACCCGGCGGUGACCCGGCGGUGACUCCGCGGAUAUCGUGUUCUCUGCGCCAUUCACUAUAACAGCUCAGCGCCCCUGGCGGCUUCCCUCUACGCCAGUCUGCUGUGCGGCUCGAGUUGUAUGUCUGGCGCGCUUGUGUUGAGAUUAACGGGGCCUGGAGUGGGAAGGUAAAGAGUGGUGGUCUGCCUGGGUGGGUCUGAUGUAUGCCGGGACCAUCGAAUGACGUCACUGAGUUGGGCUCACUCGGACGAGUAGCGCAUGAAUCCGCUUUGAAUAUUGCCGCGCUCCAGCCUCGACUAGCGAAACAACUGUGAUGACGGGACUCGAUCAGUUGCUUAGAGCCAAUUUGUACAUGUGAUUUUUAGAGUGUCAGUUGAAAGAGGAGAAACCGAGUUCAACGAGGCUAUACUCCAUUCCAUCAGUUAUCCUAUGAGAUAAAAAUCAACGCGGUCUGGCCUAAAAAAAAAAUGUUGUAGGCCAGCUGGGGAAUACGUAUGAUACUUUUAGAGGUGCUCGAAUGCGCUUGUCUUCGCCGCUGUUUGUUUUGUACCUUGUUUGCUAUAUGGCUUGCCAAUUCGCCGUAGGUUUGUAUACCGGCCUAUGGGUGAGUACCAAAAGCAUUCCAAGUAACUGCAUUGCCAUGUGUGUGCUUUUGUAUGCCUUGCCCGAUGGAGAUUUGUAUGAUUUCUGUGACAUUGGAAUUUGAUAUAUUACAAUAUGAUAAACACUA